UGUUCAAAAUUAAUACUACGUUUAACAUAACCCGCGCGCGUAGGUUUCGGCGAAAUCGUCGUUUUGAAAAAACAAACAAAUCCGGAUUUUGAAAAGUCGUUCCGGUUUGGUUUUUUAUUUAGCGAUUGAAUUCUAUAUCUCGUAUGAGGGAAAAAACGUGUUUUCAACAGAUUACACGAAGAAAAAUGGGUGUCUAUACAACUAUUAAAGUUAAAGAAACGUUUAAAAAUGGAUUGAACAGAACCAUAAUGGAUCACUAUAUGAUCGAAGUGGAAGAUAAAAUAUCAUUUCGAGAAUGUUUUAUGUCUGUCGUGAAGUCGCAGAGUCUGGGUUCUUCGUUGUUUCUGCACAGAUUAGACCCACCUUCGCCCAAAGACGAGGUUUGUUGUUUUAUAUCUAAAAUGAAAGACAAAGCCGAAAUACGAGUGAGCCCAACUCUAUGCAUUAAGGCAGCAUUAGAGGCCCACAGCUGCAAUUUUCUGACAUUUGAUAUAGUUAGGAAUGAUGCUAUCACAACCACAAGUGAAUCCAAUUCGAAUGCAUUUGACGUUCUAAUGAAAAAUGCAAGAUCACAAGCUAAAGCAUCACGCUUUUAUCCAUUGAAAUAUGCCAAUCCACAAAGGGGUGACUGGAUAUUGUUCAAUGAUAUUUCUAGUCUACUUGAAAAGGAAGGGGCAUAUUUUAAUGCUGGCCAAGAACUUGUGGCUAGGAAAAUUGCUAAUCAAAUCAGCAACAGCAUAUAUUACAUUUUGCCACAUCUUUCAAAACUGAAAACAAGGAGAUAUGACUUUCCAAAGCUCUUUUUAGAGAAUUUAAAAAUUGGGGAGAAUGAAUCCCAACCAUAUAAUGACCCCACCAGUCAUAAACACAAGACUCCACAUCUGUCAUCAAACACCUUAAAGCAAUAUGCUGAUGAAUUAUUUGGGAUACUCACAGAGCCUGUCUUUAUAACUGAAAGGUUUAAUUCUUUAAAACAGAAUGUUACCCAAUUAGCCAAAAUAUUUAUCAAAUACUCACAAUAUAUUGAUUCAUGUAAUGAAGCCAUGAACCAAAAUCAUUCUGCCCUUGAACCUCUUAGAUCAACAAAUGAUGGUUCUUCGUCUGCUUUUCAAAUGAAACCAGGCAAUGCUCUUAGAAUGCCAGUUACUAUUGAUCGUUACAAGUCACUUGAACUUAAAUUGAGUUCUCUUCCAUUUUAUGAGCCCCUACUUGUGAAUGACUUUGCCCCUGUCAAUGGACAGAAAAGGUACAGAUACAUUCUAGCGCUAUCUCUGCCCUACCAAACUGAAACAUACAGUUAUAGUGCAGGAAAUUAUGUUGGCACAUCUCAUUUUGUUUGGCGUACACCUCCAUGUGCAGAUUUUAAUGCCUCAAAGCAAGUCAUGUCAAAUAUAGACAAGCAGAUACCUAUGUACCAUACUAGAAUGAUGCGUAGAGAGUUUCAGUCCAGAUUUGAAGGUCUAGUCAGUACAAAGCCAGUAGUAAUGCAAGAAAUGUAUCGCUUCCUUACUGGGGAUAGUUCACAGGUUGUUAAUGAUAUCUCAAAGGAAGUAAAGGCUAGGUUAGAUAUUCUCCUUCAAACUGGUGACUCUGAGAACUUAGUAGAUCUCCGUGAGUUAAAUAAGGGCAAACCUGUGAAAUUUGACACCUUUUUUGAUUGUGUACAGGCUUUUAUCAAUAGAAAUGCAUUGGAAGCAGUUGAUGAGAGAAGGCAUGAACAGCACACUCACAUGGCCUUGGCAAUUUCUGUUCAUGAUCUUCGAGAACAAGUAUCAAAAGACUUACCAGAAGGUACAGCUAUUCCCAGUGAGAACUAUUUGAGGCUUCAAUUUUGGCCAACCAAUCCUUAUUUUAAAUCUGCCAUCUAUUAUACUGGGAAGUUCAAUGUGAAAUACAUGGUUCAAUCACGACAGUUGCGCUCUCAGCAUGUAGAUUCCCACUAUGCAGCUGCAAGCUUUAAGUAUCUGAGGGAGUUCUGUAUAAAAUUUCAGCCUUUCUGUACAUUUUUGUCACUUGACGACAAACAUCAAAUAAAAGUAGGUGAACCUGGCUACCCUGUUGCUGCUGUGGAAAGGGGCCGUCAAGUUUUAGUUUCCAAAGACCAAGCCUUUUCUGUUGGUGACCAUGAUUUCACAAAAUUCAAGAUAACACCAUCUGUUGCAUUUAAGAUUCAGAUACCUGAUUCCAUAGAUAAAUCAUUCUAUGAUGGCCAUGUAUAUGUAACUUUGAAGAAUACUAUUCUUCAACCAAGUUCACCUAUGAGACACAUGGUCGAGAUUAGUCAGAUUAUUAAAGAUCAGGGAAAUCCUAUAUUGGUGGUGUUUAGUGAUGGUGGAGGUGAUCACAGGCUCACAUUUGUAUCAGUACAGUUAGGAUUUUUGAGUCUCUUCAUAAAAUACAAAUUGUCACACAUUGUUGCUGGUAGAUGUGCUCCCUGUCAGAGUUACAUAGAUCCUGUUGAAAGGGUUAUGUCUGUCUUGAACUUGGGUUUGCAGUCAGUAGGCGUCAUGCGCCAAGAAAUGCAAAGGGGGUUUGAAAAGCAAAUCAGUGGUUUAAAUACAAUGGCAGACAUUAGAAACAAGGUAAUGAAAGAUGGUGCUCUCAAGAAUGAAAUUGAUUCUUGUAUCAAACCUGUAACUGAUUUGCUUGGGAGUACACUUGGUAGACUGAGCUGGAAAGGAAAACAGAUUAACAUUCAUGAAGCAGCCUCUGAAGCUGAAAUUGAUGCAAUGUUUGAUACACUUAAGAAUCUUGAGCCAAAUUUUGACAAAAAGAACAUGCAACAGAAACACCUCAAAAACUAUCCAGUUCUUCAGAAGUUCCUUGAAACUCAUUGUCAGAGGCACCAUUACUUGUUCACCAUGAAAAGGUGCAGAGAACGAGAUUGUGCAGUCUGUAAUAUCGCAGGUGAUGAGAUUAUACCUGUUGAUCUUUUGGAGUCCCUCCACAAGUUUCCUCUUCCUGUUCCUGAUGAUGGUGACAAUGCAGAUCAUUACAAGUCUUUUGAGCAGGUUUGGGGUUCAGUUCCUACAGAGAAGUAUAGGCCAAGUCUGGGAAGACAGUUGGAUGAAAGUCAGGAGCUGGCUGUUCCAUUCACUGUCUCUGGUGAAAACUGCAGGGGUUUCAUCAAAUGUGAAGUGUGCCUAAAACCACGAUGUUACUAUGCACAGAAGAAACCUACAGAAAAUGAGGUUGCUGAAGUGGAGGAGAGGAAGGAAGAUGUUGAAUACACUUGUGGGGGGCAGAUUUUCCAAGAGCCAUGUCUUGUAUAUGUAGAAGUUAAGAUAACCUGUGAGUCACAUAUUGCCAGCAAUUAUUUCCAUAAAAGGAAAAGUUUUCCCUUGGUAUGUUUUGUUUGCGGGAAUCAAAAUCCAAUGGACAUUCCACUUGAUGUCAUCGCAAGCCACUCUUCCGCUCAUCCUGUCUGCAUGAUGUGCUCCCAGAUGGGAUACAAACCAAGAUUGAGGAAAAAAUCUCUGCUUGGAAAACGCAAAAAUUGACUUGGGAUAAAUUUGCAAUGUGUACUAUUUCAAAGUGUUCAUGUAAUAUUAACUGAACCGGUGUAUUUCAUUAAAUACAUGGCUGUUUGAAAUUUUUGUUUGUUUAUUUUUUUCCUCCCUCCCUCGUAGGUUUUAAAUUUUCAUGUUAUGUUAAACGUAGAAUUAAUUUUA
Molecule: messenger RNA, 3671 nt
Organism: Magallana angulata
Lineage: Eukaryota; Metazoa; Mollusca; Bivalvia; Ostreida; Ostreidae
Exons: 4
Coding region: 144-3500 (1118 amino acids)
Source: RefSeq, a predicted model, not a curated record